Messenger RNA from Oldenlandia corymbosa var. corymbosa, 2758 nucleotides. Lineage: Eukaryota; Viridiplantae; Streptophyta; Magnoliopsida; Gentianales; Rubiaceae. The record is from the annotation of a GenBank genome assembly.
CUCAUCAUAAAGGAGAAACAAACCAAAAGAAAAAAACUCGACAAACAGAUUAGACAAAUUUCUAAAUGUUGUCAUCUCCUCCGAGGUAGCUAGCUUGAGAUGAAUUUUUAAAUGGUGUCAUCUUCGUUUUGUUGAUUAAGCCAAGAAGCCAAAAAGAUCCGUUCCGCCUCUUCUGCUUUCAGCAGUCCAUUCUUUCCCAUUAUAUACAUUUUAGGUUUCCUAAUUUCCUUAUUCUGCUUCUUCUGGAAAGCAAAAAAGAAGAAGGGCACACACCAUCUGUUUGAAAUUAAGUUGCAGAAGUGCAAGAAGAAAAAUAACGCCAAGUGGGGCAAACAAAAAAAAUAUAUAUAUUACCAACUUGUAGGUACGUUUUAUAUGCAAAAAAUCUAAUCAAUCCUUUGGUGAAGAAGACAUGAUGAUGGAGAAGACACACAAGAAGAAGGGCGGCUGGCACUUCCUGGUUCUAUGUUUGUGUUUCUGUAUUGUUUCCGAGUUCGUGGAUGCGAGAGGGAUUGCGAAAAACGUUACCCAAAAGCUGGGGAGCAAUUCUCCACUUACAUUGGAAAUACAGCAGCAACUAGUCUCAAUGGAUAAUGGAUUAGUCAAAAUUACUUUAUCAAUUCCCGGUGGUAUGAUUACGGAAAUUAGUUACAAGGGCAUUCCUAAUCUUCUAGACAUCACCCAAAAAGAAUCUCAAAGGGGGUACUGGGAUAUCGUCUCGACCAGUUCAGGACAAGAUGAAGGACUUUUCCAUACGAUCGAAGGAUCAAGUUUCCAAGUGAUAGCACACAGUGUGGACAAAAUAGAGCUUUCCUUUAAGUCAAUUUAUUCUCCCUCAUCGGGUAACCCUUUGCCCUUAAAUAUUGAUAAAAGGUUUGUAAUGCAAUCGGGUCAAUCCGGAUUCUACUCCUAUGCUAUAUACGAAAGGUUGGAGGGCUGGCCAGCAUUGGAUAUUGCUGAAACCAGAAUAGCGUUCAAGCUUGAUCAGAAUCUAUUUCACUACAUGGCGAUUGCAGACGAUAAGCAAAGGUUCAUGCCUACAGCUCAAGAUCGUAUACGAGGUGAGCGUCUAGCAUAUCCAGAAGCUAUUAGGGUGGAUAAUCCAUCUCAAAAGGCUUCGACGGAGCAGGUUGACGAUAAAUAUCAAUACUCUCUGAACAAUAAGGAGAAUCAAGUGCAUGGUUGGGUUAGUACUGAUGAGAAAGUUGGGUUUUGGGUAAUAAUUCCCAGUUAUGAAUUCAAAACCGGUGGCCCAAUGAAGCAAGAACUUACUUCACAUGUUGGACCAACCUCCCUGGCGGUAUUUCACACUCGUCACUACGCCGGAACAACACUGAAAGGGCUAAGUUUUGAAGAUGGAGAACCUUGGAAAAAAGUGUUUGGACCUGUAUUUCUUUAUCUAAAUUCCGGUCCAAAUGAUGUUCAACCAUCUUCCCUUUGGAAUAAUGCAAAACAACAGUCUAUUAAAGAAAUCCAACAAUGGCCAUACAAUUUCCCAAUGUCGGUGGAUUUUCCUCAUGCUAAUCAAAGAGCCACAGUUUCUGGUCGUUUACAAGUCAAUGACAGGUUGUUGCAAAAUGGAAAUUUCCCAGCCAAAUCUGCUUAUGUGGGAUUAGCAGCCCCGGGAGCUCCAGGAUCAUGGCAAAUGGAUGCUAAGGGAUAUCAAUUUUGGACCCAAACCGAUGAGAUGGGUUCAUUCCUCAUAAGACAUGUCCGAGCGGGCACCUACAACUUGUAUGCUUGGGUUCCUGGGAUUUUUGGAGAUUACAGAUAUGAAAUGAAUGUCAUGGUCUCACCAGGAAAUGAAAUUAAUUUGGGAAAUCUUGUGUUCAAUCCUCCAAGAAACGGUCCAACGAUUUGGGAAAUCGGUAUUCCUGACCGAACAGCCGCAGAGUUCUAUGUGCCUGAUCCAGCUCCAGGGCUUAUAAACCCUUUAUACUUCAACAAGCCAGCUGAAAAGUAUAGGCAAUAUGGUUUAUGGGAUCGGUACACAGAUUUAUAUCCUCGGCAAGACCUAAUAUUCCAAAUCGGAUCAAGCGAUUAUCAAAAAGACUGGUUUUUUGCUCAUGUCAACAGGAGGACUUCAGAAAACACGUACAUACCCGCCACUUGGCAAAUUUCAUUUGACAUGAAGAAGGUCGUUCCUACUGCUACUUAUACUUUCCGAUUGGCUCUCGCUUCUGCCACCCGAGCCAAUAUUCAGGUCAGGGUUAAUGAUCCAAUGAGAAGAAUUCCUGAUUUUUCCACGACCCGAAUUGGGACGGAUAAUGCAAUUGCGAGACAUGGAAUCCAUGGGUUGUAUUGGGCAUUCAAUUUUGGCAUCCCCGGGAACAGGCUUGUAAGCGGAAAUAAUUCCAUAUUUCUAAGGCAGAGUGAAGGUGGAUACCCAUUCUUUGGGGCAAUGUAUGAUUAUCUUCGCCUUGAAGGACCGGUGAAAUAAAUUCAUGAGAGAUUAAGGCUCACUUAAUCACGCCACUUAUUGUGUACAGGAAAUUCUUUGGUAGAAAGAUCUAUGAUCCUCAUAAGGUUUUGGAAUUCGUCUAUAUAGAAUGACAUGCAUACAAUGAUACAUCUACACAACUAGUACUUCACAAAUGUUUUUUUGAAAUUGUAAUUUUAUAGAGAUCAAAUAGUGAUAUCUUAUGGUAAUUAGUGUUUUUGGGUUGGGAAACUGAAUCCCAGUUAUACUGUAAGCUGUAAACAUCAUACAUUUAAUUAUUACUUCUUUUGGUUCAAGUAAUUUGCUAUCAAUAUUUCC